GUUCUUGUAUUCCAUGCUAAGCGUUGUUUGUAUGCCAUCGAACGUUUUCCCGCCGCCUGUAGUUUUCGACCGAGUUCUUCACCGUUACAGCACAAUGUCGGCGAAACGCAAAUCACCCGAUGGAAACUCCUCCGGCUCCGAGGAAUUCACGGUCGAGAAGAUCCUGGACAAGAGAGUCCGCAACGGACGCGUGGAAUACUUCCUCAAGUGGAAAGGCUACCCCGACUCAGAAAACACCUGGGAACCACACUCUAACUUGGAUUGUCCUGAGCUGAUCCAAGAAUUUGAGGACAACCGCAAGAAACGGGAGGAGAAGAAGCGUUCAACUGGAGCCAAGGCCAACGGUGCUGCUGACGAGCCCAAGAAGAAGAAACCAAAGACUGCCUCCGAGUUACGGCAGCCACCAGAGGACGAUGGGCAACCCCGCGGCUUUGAUCGGGGGCUAGAGCCAGAGCGGAUCAUUGGUGCUACGGACUCCAGUGGGGAGCUCAUGUUCUUGAUAAAAUGGAAAAACAGUGAUGAGGCAGACCUGGUUCCAUCACGGCUGGCCAACGUCAAGUGUCCCCAAGUGGUCAUCCAAUUCUACGAGGAGAGGUUGACAUGGCACACGAACUCAAGCAAUGCCAAGUCUGAAGAUGCCGAGGAAGCUUCGUGAGGGGCACAGCGGGUUCAGGUCUCUUCUGGUCGCCCAUCCGCGCUCCAUGAAUUGGCCUGAAUUACGCGCCGGCACCCUCCAGUGGAGAUGAUGGACCUGAGCAUGUGCCCCUUGGGACAACAGCGUUACGUGGAACAAGUCGGCAAAGUUGCUGCUGGUGGCGACAGGCAGAAUGAGCCUCUCGCAGCCUCGACAUGGGCCGUAAAUAGCGUGCCUUGUGUAGUACUAUCUGGCCUUUGGUGACAUCCCCGUGAAGUAAAGCGAGUGACCGUAAUUUCAUUGAUUAUUGUUAGUGCUGCAUUGAGCCAGGGGCACAUGCUGGGGUCCAUUGGCUUGUAUCGCAGUGGCUUCCCACCUACAAUUGGCUACCAAAAUGCGGGACAGCAUAUUGUUGACGCCCACUGCAAUUUUUUUUUUUUUUUUGAGGGAAAAAUUAUCUAUACGAGUACUAGUACAAUGUUUGAAAAAAAGUGAGAAUUAGUUUUUCUUUUUAUGCCCAGUUCUUUUCACUUUUUACGUCCCCCUUUCUAUUUCCCUGUAAGCCUACAGGCUUCUAGUGUGUUUGUGAGAAGUCAUAUACCACAUGUUUAUUUUUACACAUUUGUCCUCUUGUGUAGCGCGCUCAUCUAUGUGCUUUUUUUUUUUUUUUAUGCGACGGUUCCGUCGGCUUCUUGAGCCCAUGUCGAGUUCGUCUUAUGUCAUUACAUUGCCCUUUUUUUUUUUUUUUUCUUGUGUUCAUCUCACUUUGGUAACUGGUGUUUCUCUCCAAGAUGCGGGCCCUUUAUAGGCCUGUCUAUUAUAUCCAGGCUGUUACUCGGAACUGGGCCACCAGUCAUGUACCAUAGCAGCCUGCAAAGGUUGGCUUGUCAUUUGUAAUGCCCUGUUUUGGCCAGCGGUCAAUAAAAUGCUGAAGAGGCCCAUGA
Molecule: messenger RNA, 1578 nt
Organism: Rhipicephalus microplus (southern cattle tick)
Lineage: Eukaryota; Metazoa; Arthropoda; Arachnida; Ixodida; Ixodidae
Product: chromobox protein homolog 1
Cellular component (GO): nucleus
Source: RefSeq, a predicted model, not a curated record